Messenger RNA from Owenia fusiformis, 1832 nucleotides. NCBI's taxonomy places the organism in Eukaryota, Metazoa, Annelida, Polychaeta, Sabellida, Oweniidae. The record is from the annotation of a GenBank genome assembly.
CGCAGGUUGAAGCACUGAAAUUCAGCUGCACGUUUUCUCAGAAAUUCACUCAUUUGUAUAUGUAGUUCAUGAUGUAGUAGCAACUGACUACAGACAUGGGGAUAUAUCCGUCGUUAGUGACAAUAAUUUUAGUUGUUAUAUCAGUAAAGAGAACACAACAGGCAGCUAUAACAACUGAUUUUACAUUUUCCACAAUAAAAAGAGAAACAAAUUCUGAUGUGAAUGCAGACUCUGGUGUGAUCAUAAGCAUUACUGAUAACGCAGUGACAACCAAUGUUCCCGAUACAACAACCAAUGAUCCCCAUGGCACAACCACUGACACCUCUGGUAUAACCAGCGAUCACCAUGGAACAACCCCUGAGUCCCACAGAACAACCCAUGGGGAUACAACACAUUCUGAUGAAGCCCAUGGUGGAUCAGGGCAUGGCCGAUAUCCGGUAGUAACAUUCAACUUUGAGCAUGUUGCUGCCCCUUAUGUCAUAGCACUAUGGGUUCUCUUGGCAAGUUUGGCCAAAAUUGGAUUCCAUUUGCAGAAUAGGCUAGCCUCAAUCUUCCCAGAGUCCUGCAUGCUCAUAAUCCUUGGGGUGCUUCUUGGAUUGAUUUUCUUCCUCGUCAAUGGCCUCCAUCAUUCGUUAUUCUACACUUUAGAUGCGACAACAUUUUUCUUAUUUCUGCUGCCACCUAUAAUACUAGAAGCGGGGUAUUUCAUGCCAACUCGGGCAUUUUUUGACAACAUUGGAACGAUAUUGACAUUCGCAGUAAUUGGUACUCUAUGGAAUACAUUCGCAAUUGGACUUUGUUUAUAUGGUCUUAUAUAUGGUGGCGUCAUAGAUUUGAACCUUGGAUUUUUGCCGUGCAUGGUAUUUAGCAGUUUGAUAUCAGCAGUGGAUCCUGUUGCAGUUUUGGCAGUUUUUGAAGAGAUUCAUGUCAAUGAAGUGUUGUACAUCGUCGUGUUUGGGGAAUCACUACUUAAUGAUGCUGUUACUGUGGUUUUGUAUCACAUGUUUGAGACAUACACUGAAAUGGGCCAGGAAGAGGUCCAAGCUGUGGAUGUCAUAUCUGGAACAGUGUCAUUCUUUAUUGUUGGAAUAGCAGGCCUACUGUUUGGUGUCAUGUUUGGGCUCCUUGCUAGUUUUGUGACGAAGUUUACAAGUCAUGUGCGUGUCAUUGAGCCUGUGUUUGUAUUUGUCAUGGCAAUGUUAGCAUAUUACAGCGCAGAGAUUUUCCACUUCUCUGGCAUUAUGGCCCUUAUUUUCUGUGGGAUUUCAAUGAAGAAAUAUGUCGAACAAAACAUUUCUGCCAAGUCCCACACAACAGUGAAAUACUUCAUGAAAAUGUUAUCCUCAAUUAUGGAGACCAUCAUCUUCAUGUUCCUUGGUCUCUCCACAGUCACUUGGAACCAUGCUUGGAACACUGGCUUUGUCUUCUUCAGCCUUCUCUUUGUCUUCAUCUUCAGGUUUAUAGGUGUACUUGGACUUACUGCAGUCUGCAACCAUUUCCGUGCCAUCCAGAUCAACUAUGUAGAUCAGUUCAUUAUGGGAUAUGGUGGUCUCCGUGGCGCUAUUGCAUUCUGUCUUGUCAUCUUAUUGGAUGAAAAAGUGAUUCCUGAGAAACAGGUUCUUGUAACGACAACUAUAGUGAUUGUCUACUUCACAAACUUUGCACAAGGUAUAACCAUCAAACCAAUAGUGAACCUGCUCCGUGUGAAGAAACAGCUAAAAUUCAAACCAUCUUUGAAUGAAGAAAUUAAUGGAAGAUUGAUGGAUCACACUAACGCUGGCAUUGAAGAUAUAGUUGGUACAUACGGAUCAAGUGGCAUAAGAGAGAGGUAA